Molecule: messenger RNA, 10047 nt
Organism: Sarcophilus harrisii (Tasmanian devil)
Lineage: Eukaryota; Metazoa; Chordata; Mammalia; Dasyuromorphia; Dasyuridae
Gene: ARHGEF5
Product: Rho guanine nucleotide exchange factor 5
Exons: 15
Coding region: 299-5212 (1637 amino acids)
Biological process (GO): activation of GTPase activity
Cellular component (GO): nucleus; cytoplasm
Molecular function (GO): protein binding; guanyl-nucleotide exchange factor activity
Source: RefSeq, a predicted model, not a curated record
CCGAGUUCUGUCUUUCCUUUGCGAUCUUCUCCUUUCCAACUUGGUCCAUGCUCUGCCCACUUCGCUGCCUUCAUCUCCCUACUGGACCCUGCUUGCUCCCAGCCCUACCAGACUUCUCCUCCUUUCACUAGUUCCCUCCCUAGACAGCCUGCCCCUCCCCUGGCUCUAGGGGCCCCAGCCACUUUCCAGAGCUGACGCCUGGUUCCUCUCACACCAAUGAGGCCGCAGCAUAGAUGGGUCCCGUCCCACCCCCAGGAAGGUGUGUCCCGGCUUGCCUCACCUGAAACUUCCUAGGAGAAUGAGAUCCCUCCCGCUUUGGGAGGGGAGGGGCAGGCUAGGCGGGUGGGGCGGCUGGGGCCUGAGUCGGGGACGGCCGGCAGGAGCUGGGACCCCAGUGGAGAUCUUUCUACCCAGACAGCCCGGACCAUGUGACACUGACCAGGAAUCAGCCCUGAUGGAGGAUGAAGGGCCUCCUCGUAGAGUUUCUACUCCAACUCCUGCUCUGGAGGAACUCCAUAUCUUUCCAACAUCCCUUAUGAAGAAUAUUCCUGAUUCAGAACCUGAAGAAGCAGAGACAGAAGACUCUGCCUGGCAAUGGACUGAGGAUGAUGAUGUCUUUGAGAUUCAAAAGAGAGAUCAGAGUAAUCAGAGCACAACUGAAGAGAUACCACCUAUUCUUUCCCAGGAAGAUUUUCCAGCUUUGGAGACUGACAAUGGAGAUAUUAUAGCUGCAAGGUCAAGAAUCCAGAGACCUUCAAGGCUAGUGUCCCAAGGCCUCCAAGAGGGACAUACCCCUUUGAUUUCCACUGAGAGCUCUGUCUGCCCCACUGUGGCUGCUAGCCUGGACAUUGGCCCCAACCCCAAUGAAAUAAGGAGCAAGAUUGUAGUAGGAUCUUGUCCAAAAUUCCCUAACCCUCUGACAGAAAAAGAAAGAUCAGAAGCCAGUGAAACAGUGGAGAAAGGAAUCUUUCUUCCCUCCUCCAUUGAGGAUAGGCCCCAUUCUCCUCUUGAAGAACCCAACAGUCUGAUCUGUGAUGCAGAAAGAAGAGCUGCCCAGCAGGAGGGGGAGCCUCAAGAGAGGAAGGAAAAAGGAGGGCAAGAAGGGCUGUUACAUCAGAAACAAGAGGAAGCCCAGGAUCCAGGGAAACAAGGGAAGCAGGAAGAGAGGGAACUGGAAGAUCAGGGGAAGCUGGAGUGUUUUGAUGGAUUUUCAGAACAGCAGGAACUGGAAAUGGCAACAUGUAUUCAAAGACAAAGAGAAGAACAAGGACAAGAAGGUAAAGGACAGGUUGAUUUAGUUCUGAGGGGAGAAAAAGAAGGAGAGACAUUUAAUAGGGAGGUAGAAGAUCAAAAUCAUAGGGAAAGAUACCCAGGAGACAAGAAUGUGGAAAAUCAGGAUCAUGGGAAAGUAGAAGGGCAGAAAAAUCAAGGAAGUGAACUGGUGAAUGAACAAAGAAAAGUAGAUCAUUAUAAUAACAACCAAGAGAAACAGGGAGAGAUAGCACAGGAGAGUAAGGAAAAACAGGAUGAUGUAAAAGAGCCAUGGAAGCUAGAGGAGAGAGCUGAGGAAGAACAGGAGACUGUCGCUAGAGAAACAUUGGAAGCUGAGGGAGUGGUGAGGAGAAACAAGAAUGAAGAAAUUCAGAAGCAUUAUGUUCCCUUCCCAUUGACCCAAAUUGUCCCAAGCACCAAUAUUUCAUGGGGUUCUUUCCCAAGAGAUCCUGUUUCUACAAGAUCUGAGACUCAGGAAGAGAUGAAAACUGAGUCUUCUAGAGUUCAACUCUCCAUGUCCUCUUCCUGCCCAGACUCUGCUCCAAGGCCUGGACAGGGAUCAUCAGGAUCUCUCCAGUCCAUCCCUCCUCCAAGUCUUUCCAGAGAGGAUUCUGAGAAAGAAGCAGAGCAAAAUGGCUGGGAGGAAGAGUACAGUGUAGUAGACAGAACCAUGCCUAGCUUGGGGAAGAAACCAACACCUCCAAGGCCAAUUGCCAUAGCUCAUAAAACAGAGACCUCAAUGCCUUUCAGUUCCAUUAAGAUGGAUCCCAACACCUCAUCAGAUUCCUGCCCCCCUACCUUCUCUCUUACAAGAGAGUCUUCACCCCUGUCCUCUCUACCAGUACUCUCCAGAUCCUUUUCCUUUGAUAAAGAAUUCUCUAUUCACCACUGGGACCACACACCUUCUCUUGAAGAGGCUCCUUGGGUACCAUCCGCCAAAUCUGAGAGAGCCAGUGCCCUAACCCACCCAGAAUCCUCUCAGGAAACUAUCCAAUACCAUGGGAGUAACUCUGCUCCAAGCUCCUAUGGGACAGGGCAGCCUCAGUAUCUGGCCCAGAAUCCAACCUCUUUCCAUCAUUCAGAACUGGCUCACAGACUCUCUGAACCUGCCAUCCACAGUGCUGAGAUCUUAAGAAGGGAGGAGCAGGCUAGGCCAGAACCCUCCUCUGAUCCUUCCUCCUUGAAUCAACUUCAAGAAUUUACCCAAAAUUUACAAACGCCUGGUGCUACCCAAAGCCCAACUCGGUGUCCAUCAAAAAAGGAAUCCUUCCUCUCAGAGGGACUUAUCCAUGGCUCGCCUCUUUCCUCAUCCAUGGUGGAAAUGGGAUUACAUGAACUGGUGCCCCCUCUCCCAGCACGGGAGCGACACAGUCAUCCUCCUCUGGUAGUGCGACAUAGCAGCCAUCUUGCCAAGCCCCCUGCCCCAAAACGGUAUAGCCACCCUCCCAUCUUUCCCUUAGCUCCAGUGCUACCUGGCUCCCCUGAAGGUCCUUCUAUCCCUGCUAAGACAAGACAGAACCGACCUCUACCUUCUACUCCAGUCCCAGACAGUUCCCACUACACUCAGAGAUACAAUAAGCCAUUGCCCCCUACCCCAGUUAUGACCCCUCCUUAUCACCCUCUCACAUCUACUAGAAAAAACAAACCUCUUCCUCCCCUUCCCAUUUUGGAGACUGACACCAAGCCACCUCCACUGCCCCCAAAGGCUAAGUGGAGAAGCAGCAGUUCUCAUGGGUCAAUUAUGGAUGCAGGAGAUCAAUUGAGGUCAAAACCUAGCUCCUCAAAGGUACCUGAAGGGAACUGGGAAGUUCUUUCUUCUCUCUCUGCUGGACGUACCUCCUGGCCUCCAGAUAUGGACACACCAAUAGACUUCUUGACCUCUUCUGACAGGAAUAAAAGUGAGAUGACUUCUCUGGCUUUCAGUAACAUGACUAACUUUCUUCUGGGGAGUCCUUCUUCCCCAACCCCUUCCAUGACCCAGGACCCACAGCAUUCUGUCCUGGGAGGAAUCCAGGAGGAACAUGGACAAUCAGAAGGGACUUUAAGGACUUUGAGCAGAGGAGCUUUUCAGGGGAAUAGCAAUGGGCCCCGGAGGUCAGAUCGAGGCCUGGUGCGACAGUCAGGGAAACCCAGCCAUCCACCUUUGGAGAAAUCAUCCAGCUGGCCACACAGGAAAGAUCCUGGGAAAUUUUUGGAAAUGAGUGGCGGGCACUCAGAGAGUACUACUGAAGGGCAGAACAAGACCAAGGGAUGGAACCGGCAAGGCUUGCGCAGACCAUCUAUCUUCCCUGGGGAUGUCCUAGAUGGGGAAGGCCCCCCCAUGGAAAAACCUCCUUGUCCCUCAGAUACAAUUGUUUUUCGAGAGAAGAAACCAAGGGAAGUGAUGGGUGGUGUUACCAGGCGCUGUUCCAAGUUCAUCAAUUCCUCCCAUUUGCUUUACCAGGAAUAUAGUGAUGUGGCUCUAAACAAGGAGAUACAAAGCCAACAGAGACUAGACAGCCUCACCGAAGGAUCCAGCCCAGCUUCACCCCGACAGCCCCGAAAAUCAGUAAACACAGACUCUUAUCUUCAGCGCCUCUCUAUUGCUUCCAGUGCCUCUUUAUGGCAGGACAUCCCCCGAGUACGCAAUAGCACCAUACUUCUCUCUAUGACUCAUGAGAACCAAAAGCUGCAGGAGGCCAAAUUUGAACUUAUCAUGUCAGAAGCUUCCUAUCUGCGAAGUCUUCAUGUGGCUGUAGACCAUUUCCAGCUCUCAUUACCACUCCGGAAUACAAUGUCUAACCAGGACCACCAUUGGCUCUUCUCUCGUCUACAAGAUGUGCGGGAUGUCAGCACCAUGUUUCUUUCGGACCUGGAAGAGAACUUCGAGCAUGACAUCUUUACCUUCCAUGUUUGUGAUGUGGUCCUGACCCAUGCACCUGCCUUCCGGCGUGUCUACCUACCUUAUGUCACCAACCAGACUUACCAGGAGCGCACUUUUCAACGCCUUCUGAGCAGCAACAGUAAUUUCCGGGAAGUCCUGGAUAAGCUAGAAAGUGACCCUAUCUGCCAGCGCCUUUCCCUAAAGUCCUUUCUCAUACUGCCUUUCCAGCGUAUCACCCGCCUCAAACUGCUGCUCCAGAGUAUUCUUAAGAGGACACAGCCUGGCUCCCCAGAAGAAGCAGAGGCCACAAAAGCACACCAUGCCGUGGAAGAGCUCAUCCGAGACUGCAAUAACAAUGUCCAGAGGAUGCGACGGACAGAAGAACUGAUUUACCUAAGUCAGAAGAUUGAGUUUGAGUGCAAAAUUUUCCCAUUGAUCUCACAGUCACGAUGGUUGGUGAAGAGUGGGGAGCUAACAGUCCUUGAGUCCACUGUGUCACCUGGACUACGGAGGAAACUGGCCACUCGACCUGUCCACUUGCAUCUCUUCAAUGACUGCCUGUUGUUAUCACGGCCUAGAGAGGGCAACCGCUUCCUGGUAUUUGACCAUGCCCCUUUUUCAUCUGUACGUGGAGAGAAGUGUGAAAUGAAGCUGCAUGGACCACACAAGAACUUCUUCCGUCUCUUUCUCCGGCACAACACACAGGGCACCCAGGCUGAAUUCCUCUUUUGCACAGAGACUCAGAGUGAAAAGCUUCGCUGGAUCUCAGCUUUAGCUCCUCCAAGAGAGGAAUUGGACCUCUUGGAAUGUCAUGACUCCCCACAGGUUCAGUGUCUACGUUCUUAUAAACCUCGAGAGAAUGAUGAGUUGGCCCUGGAGAAAGCAGAUGUGGUCAUGGUGACUCAGCAGAGCAGCGAUGGUUGGCUGGAGGGUAUGAGGCUGUCAGAUGGGGAGAGGGGCUGGUUCCCUUUGUCACAUGUGGAGUUCAUCACCAACCCUGAUGUUCGAAAGCGGAACCUGUCAGAGGCACAUAGAGUCAAGACUGCCAAACUACAAUUAGUCGGACGCCAAAGAUAACUCCUAAACAAGGGCAUCUCCUUGGGCCCAUGGACAUGAUAUCUCUACAGAAGGGAGCUGUCAUCUACAGCUCUGUAACAGAACCUCUCCAAGUCUGAAAACAAGAAUCAGCGAGACUGGACAUAGGCUUCGAACUUUACACUCAUUGCUCAUUGGUGUGUGUGCAAGCAUGUGUGUGUGUGUGUGUGUGUAUGUGUGUGUGUGCACGUGUGUGCUCACUCUGCAUGCACACACAAGGAUAUAAGAGAGAGGAAUUUGGGGUGCAGCUGGGAUUCUUAGAGCCAUUUCUUUAAGGAAAGGUAACCUAUUGGGGGGAUCUACACUAGAAUCUGAGCCAAGGGGCUCUACUUAAAUGAAAUUUAUCGGUUCCUAUGCUCCAAGGUUGAUAAUUUGGAGCUAGAGCUUCAAAUACUUGGUUCCAAACUCCAUCACUACUGCAGCAUUCCUUUCCUUUAGGAACCAGCAUUAUUGGGAAGGAGAUUAAGGUGCCUCUAGGGAAGUUGGAUGUGGCUAUGGAAAUGUGAGGGUGAUAGUCUCUCACUCUAAUAAACUUGGCACUUUGAAUUUUUUCUUCCCAGACUCCUCAGCACUGAGCAUUGUUCAUCACUUGGCUGGACUUCAAGGAGGAAUCCAGGCUCAGCUAGGUCUGGGUCCAUGAAGAGCUGUAUGUAGGUAGUGGGCGUAGAUUGUUGUGGCAGCUGUUGGUUCUUGCCUUGUUGCCACUCCCCCAGGAUUUGGGGUGAUUCUCUCUUAGCUAUGGCCUCAGGAAUGUAGUUAUUUCUUGAUUCCAUGCCUCUUCCGGUAAUGAGUUAUGUCAGCAAUACACCGGGCCUUCUUCUUGAGCAUACCUGUAACUUACAACAAGGAGGGUUUUGUCAUAGUAUAACAGAAUUUCUCAUUGGGAUAGGAAUUCAAUGAUCCUUCAAUUCACUCCUCCAUGAAAGAUGAAUUAUCUUUAUAGGAUGAAAGAAUCCUAUAAUAAUAAUAAUAAUCAAUAAAUCAAAAAUAUUUAAGUACCGACUGCAUGCUGAGCACUGUGCCCAGAGCUAGGGAUACAGAUAUAAAAAUGAGAGUCCCUACUCUCAUGGAGCUUACAUUUUCAUGGGGUGGGAUGGAUAACAUAUAGUAGCCAGUGAAGGAAGUUAUGGUGAGAAAAACAGUAGUGCAAUCUAUUGAUUUGUUCUUUCCGGAGGCAAUCACAGUGUUAAUUUGAUUACUGUUCUUGGAGCAAGUGGUGGUAAAAAAGGGUGAGGGUAGUGAAGAGGGUAUCAUACAGUUGUAAAUUGCUGAGUAAAGAUGGCCCAAAUGAAAAUGAAGACAUAUGUCCUCAAUGUGUCUAGAAUUGAGAGACUUAGCCCCUCUCAGUUAUGAUUUCUAAUCAUCUGUUUGGAGGAUAGAACAGCAAUAGUAGCAGGAAAUAAAAUGUCUUCACAAGAAGCCAUCCAGCUUCUUGAAGAUCUUGAAUGACAGUAAAUAACAUUUAUUAAAAUAGGCUAUUUGAUAGGAUGCACAUUUCUGUUUGAGAUUUUAGCAAACAUGUUCUGUAUUCACCUAAUCAAUAAUAUUUAUUACUUUAUAAACAUUAUGCAAACAUUUCUCUAAUAUUUCUACCUGGACAUAAAGAGAAUACUGGAUCAAAAGGAAGUCUGGCUUCAGUCUUGUGUGACCUCAAAUAAUUAUUUAAUGUCUUUGGGCCUCAGUUCCCUCAAAGAUAAAGGAAAUGUGUUGAUUUAGUAGGAAGAAUGAGACACUGCAGGAAAUAUAGACAGAAGAGGUAGAGAGGAAGCAAAUAUCAUAUAUCACAUAGGAGGAUUCAUUGGAAAUACCUGCACCAGGGAGAGAUUGGGGAACUAAAUGAGUGGAAUGGAAGUCUGAUUGUAUAAGUAUUUCCUCAGUAGGUCAGGAAGAAUCUGCAUUUAAUCAUAUUAUUUAGGAGAGUCAGUGGGAAUAAAACUUACUUUUUAUCACAGAUCAAGAAAAGAAAGGAAUUCAAAGAUCAUAAAGCUCAAACCCCUUAUUUUUCAGAUAUUAAAACAGAGGCAUGGGAAAGUUCACUGACUUGGUCACAUAGGUAGUAAGCAAUAGAUGCAGCAUAUAAACCCAGCCCCUCUGACUCCAGAUUCCAUGUUACUAUUUCCACUGUAUCCAGUUGUCUCCCUGUCAGACUGGCUAUUCCUGGUGAUUAGAAUAUAGAGAGAUGGUAAUUACAAGCAGAAUUUCCAUUUCCAACUAGGGGAGAGAUAGUGGGAAUUCCCUAGAAUUGCAAUGUAGGCGUUUCUCCCAUUUUUGCCUUUGUUGUGUUACAUGUACAUGGCCAGGUGGGAGAUGGAAUGAGGAGGGGUCAGUUCUUGAAUGCCAAGGGUCAUGGUUUAUAUUGCCCUAAAGUGCACACAUGAUGUGCACUUAGGAUGGAAAGAAUAAAAAUAAACAAAGUUCAAUUCCCAGAAACCUCUCUUAGCUUUCUACAUGAAUUCCAUUAGCCAAACUUACUCCUAACUCUGUUUUUAAAUAACAGAAGCCCAUCAGCAGGUACAAGACGUGAUAGCAAUAAAAUGUAGACUGAACAAUAUAUAAGGUCUCUUCUACCUCUUUCUCUCUGAUUUAUGAUCCUUUGUAGCUUCGACUCGCCAAAUGAAGGGUACUAAUCAUCUCAACCUGUCCUGAAGACAGGACUCCAUCCCCUCCAGCAGUUUCUUUGCCCUUCUUUGGACAUACUGUAGCUCUGUUAUAGAUGGUGACCAGGGCCAAGUUUCCAGGAUAAAUGGCAUAGUUUCAGGAUAGGCAUGGGCUCUGGAUCUGAUUUUAUUGAAAUAGGGAACACCUGGGGAGGGAAUUCCCUGUAAAUUGGCAGGGCACCUGUAGAUUGUGGAUUGGCACCUUUUCUGUAAUUUACAGCCUCAGUUGCCUAGGUUCUCUAAAAGUUUAAGCAAUUAAAUUUAAGUAACUUUGCAAAUAUACAUCAGAGGCAGGACCUGAACCUUAGUCAUGGUUUUAAGGCUAAUUCUCUAUCCACUAUGACAUAAUGCCUCUUGAUUUUUAUUUUCUGGCAUUAUUUUCAGCAUCCUUAUUGAUAAUUUGGGAAACUAUGGUACUAUGGAAAGUGUUCUUAAGAGCCAGAGAGUUUGGGUUUGAAUUUUAGCUACUUGGUGUCUGUGUGACCUUGGCUGACUUAGUUUACCUCUAGGCUUCAGUUCCUUAAUUAUAAAGGCAGAAGUUAAAGUAAUGGGUCCUUAUAGCUAAGGUUCCUUAUAGCUCUAAAACUAGAAUUCUAUGGUCUUGUUACUGUAACUUGAAAUAUCACAUUCUAUCUACAAACCAUGUUUUAUAUGUUUUAUAGUUAGACCCAGAGCCUGAAUCUUUUUUUCAGAAAUGAAGAAUCUUUUGAAGAAAUCAAAAGAAUGCCACUUUCCCUUCAAUUAACAUGUGCCUUUAUAACAAAAUCUUAUAAUCACAAUGAUAAGGACAAUCUUGAAUUUUCCUUUAAAAAAGAGACUAACAGAGAUAAAAGAGAGAGAUGGGGAAAGAGAAAGAUACAGAGAGACAGCUGAAGAGAGACCCAUCUUAACAUUUAUGAGCCAAACUUCCUAAUAUACUCCAAAGAAGAAUAGGGAUUUAAAAUAACAAUUUCUGCUAAACAAACUGGCAAAGAAUCUCCCUCACAUGUGCAUGUCUUCCACUGCUUCUCAAUUUUUUCAUUUAACAAAUUUGAUGAGAAACCUCAUUACAGCUAUUCAUCAGAUAGGCAAUCAUUUCAGAAUCUCCCUAUUAGAAGGAACCGCAGAGAUCACCUAGUCCUAGACCAACUGAUUUCUGAAUAAGGAUUGCCCUGACAAAUGCGUGAUUUAUCAGCCUUUACUUGGAGAUGUUGAGGUAGGAGAAACUCUGCUAAGGCAUCCCAUUCUACUUUAGGAUAGCUCUAAGUGUUAGGAAAUUUCUCUUGACAGCAAGGCUAAAUUUCUCUGCAGCUUCCAUCUAUUGCUCUUCAUUCUUCCAUCUAGAAACAAAAAAGAAAAAAUCCAAUAGUUGUUAUAGAAUCUUGAGCCGCUUUGACACAAAACAGCCAUCUAGAAAGGGACAUGGAUUCUUGUCAUGAUUUAGUCACUAAUUCAUGGUGUGAUCCUUGGUCAUAGUAUCAUGGCAUUAUAGAUGUAAAUCUACGACGACCAAAUCAACUUAAUCUCUGGGUCUGUUUCCUCAUAUGCAAAAUGAAGGGUUAGAUUAGAUCAGGAGGUUCUUAACCUUUUUUAUAUCAUGGAUCCUUUCUUAGAAUAAUACCUUAAAUAAAACAAAAUGGUAAAUUUCAGGGAGCAGUUAGUAUAAGUAAAAAUAUGAUAUUUUGGGAUUUUUUUAUUGUUUCUUUCUCCCAUGAAAGAUCACAUGCACUCUGAAGUCUACCUUUGGAGUUCUUGGUGGUUCAUGAAAGUCAGUUAUAAGUACUACUUUGAGCAAUCUUUAUACCAUGAUCUUGAGCCCUUUUACCAUUUUUGCCAUCCUACUUCAGAAGCAUCCCAGAUUUUCAAUCUCUUUUCUCAAAGGUGGAACCCAGAACUGAGCACAUUAUUAUACAUAUAAUUUGACCAGGGCAAAGGACAGAGGAACAGGCAUCCUCAUAGUUCUGGAUACCAUCUCUUUCUUGAUGCAUUAUUAAAAUUAUAUUAGCUUUUUCUUUUUACUAUCAUUUUCAAAUGAAUAGUUCUCUAUUCUCCAAUCUUGUACUUAUGAAGUAAAUUUUUGAACCCAAAUAUAAAACUUUACGUUUAUUCCUAUUAAAUUGAACCUUAUUCUUUUGGGACUAGUGUUGGAUCUUAAUAAUGUCAUUAAACUUGUUAGUGAAU